GUUACGUUGGUAUACGUGGGGCAACUGAAGCACCGCGAGCCGCGAGCCGCCAACCGCCGUCCGUCAUCGACGAUAGAAGUACAAGUACAGUACACUCAUGACUAUCUCAUAUACUCCACUUGCACUUCAAAAAGUGGCCAACUACAAAGAUAUAAUCUCCUCCACGAUCUGUCACUAUCACCUCACUCUCUUCCUCUCACAUACCUAAUUCUACCCACAAUGUCUCUCGAAGUCAUCACCACAAUCUCCCCAAACACAAACGAGCCCAUCCUUACCAGGAAUGGCGCCUCUCAAGCUGACCUUGAGUCUCUCCCCAAGGUCGCCACUGAGGCUUUCCAGAGCUAUCACAAGACAACGUUGAAGGAGCGCCAAGCUAUUGUUCGCAAGUUCCUCGAUGGCCUCUUGGCUAAGAAGGAUGAGCUCGGUGAAGAGUUGACUGUUCAAAUGGGCCGCCCCAUCUCUUACACACCGGGCGAGGUCGCCACAGCUGUCAAGCGUGGUGAAUAUCUCCUCAAGAUCAGCGAUGAGGCCCUCAAAGACACCGACGGCGAGCCCGAGAAGGGCUUCAAGCGUUUCAUCCGAAAGGUCCCUGUCGGACCUGUACUCAUCAUAUUCGCGUGGAACUACCCUUACCUUAUUCUGGUCAACUCUCUCAUUCCCGCUCUUCUUGCAGGCUGCAGUGUAAUCCUCAAGCCCUCACCUCAGACACCUACCAUCGUGGAACGGGUUACCGAUCUCCUAAAGGAGGCGGGCUUGCCUGAUGGCGUUUGCCAGUACUUCCACUGCGGCUCUCCCACUCUUAUGGAGACCAUUGUGCGCGAUCCCAAGAUCGCCCUAGUUUGUUUCACCGGCUCUGUCGCUGGAGGUCUCGCUGUGCAACAAGCUGCGUCUGACCGCAUUGUAAAUGUCGGUCUGGAGUUGGGUGGCAAGGACCCAGCAUAUGUUCGAUCAGAUGUCGAUGUUGAUUGGGCUGCUGCAGAGAUUGUUGAUGGUGCCAUCUUCAACUCUGGUCAGAGCUGCUGCUCUAUCGAGCGUGUGUAUGUUGACGAGAAGAUUCACGAUCAGUUUGUUGAGGCCGUGCAAAAGGUGCUCAAGAGCUACAAGCUCGGUGAUCCCUUUAACAAGGAGACCCAAUUGGGACCUGUCGUUUCAAAGCGAUCAAAGCAGAAUGCCGAGGAACAUAUUAAGGAUGCCGUCGACAGCGGUGCCAAGGAUGCCACUCCCGAAAACGAGACUUUCAGCAACCCUCCUACCAAGGGUAACUUUGUGAAACCCACCCUUCUCACCGGCGUCAACCACAGCAUGCGGGUCAUGACUGAGGAGUCGUUUGCCCCAAUUAUUCCCGUUAUGAAGGUCAAGGAUGACAGCGAGGCCAUCAAGUACAUGAACGAUAGCGAGUUUGGUCUGACAGCCAGCAUCUGGACCAAGGACACAGACAAAGGAUACGAGCUUGCCGAGGAUGUGGAAGCCGGCACUGUAUUUGUCAACAGAUGCGAUUAUCCGGCACCGGAUCUUGCUUGGACUGGCUGGAAGAACUCGGGUAAGGGACAGACGCUUAGCAAGUUUGGAUUUGAUCAGUUUGUGAAGCUCAAGAGCUACCACCUGAAGGAUUACCCAAACUAAACUAGAUAGAGAGAUUGUUAUUGUUGGUCGAACCCGGUUAGGUGGCUCUGAACAAUGAGACGGCUGCCUGUGUUGACAUGAAUCAAACACUCACCGCAAACAAUCUGAUACUGCCAUGAUUAAGAACGAAGUACGUGAUUUGAGUGCACAUCAUUUCUCUUAGCGACUGUCUAAGAAGUGUCGCCCCUGGCGAGGCGGGCAGGGCAGAAGCGGGUGAGACGAGACGUUUUCGAUAACGGGCAACCAAGACAAGACGAGGUAAAGUUUGGUCUUUCUGGGGAAUGUUAUGUUGAUGAGGGAUUGCUGCAUUCGGUAAUCUCUAUGGUGAGUAGAACAAUCUGCGACAACUGACACUACGUGGCCUUACACGGUCAAUUCACUACUAUCUAAUAGUGAAG
Messenger RNA from Fusarium redolens, 2021 nucleotides. Its product is annotated as Aldehyde/histidinol dehydrogenase. Bases 220 to 1623 code for a protein of 467 amino acids. The transcript is spliced from 4 exons. Gene Ontology annotation, molecular function: aldehyde dehydrogenase (NAD+) activity. The record is from RefSeq and is a predicted model, not a curated record. NCBI's taxonomy places the organism in Eukaryota, Fungi, Ascomycota, Sordariomycetes, Hypocreales, Nectriaceae.